AUUUUCAGUUCACAGAGCCCCACUAAGCCAUUUUGGAACAAUGAAGUGCUUAUUAGCGUUGCUGCCCUUUAUCUGUCUGGCUUCAGCCUCAGAAAAUCUGGUUGACUGUGCGAACGCAGCCAAUUUAACAACAUUUACCAGUUUUGUCAACUCAGCUGGAUUAACCGAUGUACUUCGGGAACAAGGUCCAUUUACUCUAAUCGUUCCAACCAAUGAAGCAUUCGCUAAGCUUCCACCCGCAACAGUUGCAUCCUUACAGAAGGAUUCCAGUGCCCUCGCAAACGUUCUCCAGUACCAUGUGGUGAAAGGAAGUAUCUACAGUUGGGACAUGGUUUCCGGUGAAAUUCUUAGCAGUUUAAAUGGCCACUACAUCCGGGUCUAUUCUCAAGGAAGUUCUCUGUAUUUCAACCAAGCUAAAGUAACAAAAGUAGAUCUUCAAUGCUCAAACGGAGUUAUCUACCUUGUUGAUGAAGUUCUAAAUGUGCCAGAAGGAACUAUUGUUGACGUCAUAAAGAACCCGGAUUAUAACAUCAGUGGAUUUAUGGAAUUUCUAGAGGCAGCCAAAUUGACUGAUGUCUUCAAUCGAACUAGUUCACAGAGAUAUACAAUGUUUGUUCCAUCUAAUGCUGCUAUCGCUAGUCUGGAUGCUGAUUAUAUCACAAAAUUGAAAAGCAGCUACAUUUAUGCUAGACAUAUUGUUGAUUAUCAUGUUCACCCAGGAACAAUUCACGAGAAGAGCUUAGACCAUGCAGGAACACUGUCUACAAUGUACAGGGGACAUAGCAUUAGUGUUACCGUUGAUAGUAAUAAUAACCCUGUCUUAAACCAUGCAGCUACUCUCCAGGUAACCGAUAUCGAGGCUGAAAAUGGCGUGGUUCACAUCAUUUCACACGUUUUGAUUCCAAGCUCUCUAAAUCCAGGCGUUGUUGGUUAAAAAUCAUAAUCAAUAAAAUAUUUGUAUUUGUGA
Molecule: messenger RNA, 967 nt
Organism: Mytilus californianus (California mussel)
Lineage: Eukaryota; Metazoa; Mollusca; Bivalvia; Mytilida; Mytilidae
Product: transforming growth factor-beta-induced protein ig-h3-like
Exons: 6
Coding region: 41-934 (297 amino acids)
Source: RefSeq, a predicted model, not a curated record